UGAGAUCACAGGAUGUUGUACCUGUGUUUGUGCCUGCGUGUUCUGUGCUGUCCCUGCCUGGAAGGGCCAUCCCUGACCCCCCUGUGUGUUCUGUUCCAGCUGACGUGGACGGCGCUGGUGGCCGGACGGUCCAUCAUGCUCACGGACCCCAAGGAGAGGCAGGAGCAGGUGAUCAGUUACCUGCCCCUCAGCCACAUCGCUGCCCAGAUGUCUGAUAUCUGGUCAGCCAUGACCUUUGGAGUGCAAGUUUACUUUGCUCAGCCAGAUGCAUUGAAGGGCAGCUUGGUGGAGACCAUGAGGGAAGUGAGGCCAACUGCUUUUCUGGGGGUCCCUCGUGUCUGGGAGAAAAUGGAAGAGAAGAUGAAAUCCGUGGGGAUGAAAUCGUCGGCACUGCGGAGGAAAGUGGCCUCGUGGGCCAAGGGAGUGGGGCUGCAGACCAACCUGAAGAGGAUGAAUGGGUACUCCGAGGUGCCGGUGAACUUCCGCCUGGCCAAGCACCUGGUGUACAGGAAGGUGAGGAAGGCCCUGGGGCUGGACCGCUGCACCAAGUGCUACACAGGGGCUGCUCCCAUCACCAGAGAGACCCUGGAAUUCUUCCUGAGCCUGAACAUUCCCGUGCUGGAGCUGUAUGGGAUGAGUGAGAGCUCUGGGCCUCACACCAUCUCCCUCCCUCACGCCUUCAAGCUCACCAGCUGUGGGAAGGCACUCCCAGGCUGCCAGACCCUGAUCCAUAAGCCAGACAGGGAUGGCACGGGGGAGAUCUGCUUCUCAGGGAGGCACAUCUUCAUGGGCUACCUGAACAUGGAGGACAAAACCAAAGAGGCCAUCGAUGAGGAUGGGUGGCUGCACUCAGGUGACCUGGGCAAGCACGACAAGGAUGGAUUCCUCUACAUCACAGGCAGAAUUAAAGAGCUCAUCAUCACUGCAGGAGGGGAGAACAUUCCUCCCGUUCCCAUCGAGGACGCCGUCAAAAACGCCGUCCCCAUCAUCAGCAAUGCCAUGCUGGUUGGGGACAAAGCCAAAUUCCUGGCAAUGCUUCUGACCCUAAAGUGCAAGGUGGAUGCAGAGACGGGUGAGCCGGGGGAUGAGCUCAGUCCAGAGGCUCUGGAAUACUGUCAGAAGCUGGGCAGCAAGGCCACAAAGGUCUCUGAAAUCAUCAGCAGCAAAGACAAGGCCAUCUACGCCGCCAUCCAGAAAGGCAUCACAGCGGUCAAUGAGGGAGCCACCUCCAACGCCCAGAAAGUCCAGAAGUGGGUCCUUCUGGAGAAGGACUUUUCCCUCUUUGGUGGAGAGCUUGGCCCAACCAUGAAGCUCAAGAGGCCGGUGGUGGCACAGAAAUACAAAGCCCAGAUCGCUCAGUUUUACGCAGAUUUGGACACUCCCAACGGGGAGACCUCAGCCCGGCAGUAACCUGGAGGUCAUCCCUCAGCUCCCCAGAAAGGAUUCCCUGGAUCCUGUUGGAAUAAAGAGGCUCUGCCAUCACGCAGCCCCUCGGCAAAGCUUUGCUGUCCAUGUUCUGGCCGUGCCCUGCAGCGUGGUGAGCGUGGCCAGGCCCAUGUUCUCCUGUGUCUGUGUUCCCUGGUGAGACAUCCCAAGUACCUCAAGCUCUGUUAUUUUUUUUUAUUCCCAUUUUUAUAAGGGCCAAUGCAACGUUUACCUUCAAUCCACGUGAUGUUACGUUUUAACCAAAGUUUUCUUUUUUUUUUUUUUUUUCUUUUCUAUUUUAUUUCUUCCUGAGCUGAAUGUAAAGCAGGAGCUGUAAAUCAGGAGCUGCACUUUCCCUGCUGAGGGAGAAAGGCAGAUUCCAUUUCCCAGCAGUGUCCCUGCUCCCUCCCUCUGCAUGUUUCCCUGCAUGCUGGUGGCAUCUGUGUCAUUUAAAAUCUCUUUCCCCACAAACCCUGUCUGAGGUGACUGCACACACCAGUGGAGGUGAAGCCUCUCAUGGACUGGGUUUGUCUGUGCAAUAUUUUUGAUUUUUUAUUUUUUAUUUGAGUUAUAAUGAAGCCAUAAAUCGUACUGUUGAAGUAGAAUCCAUGGCUGUUGUUCUGGAAGUGAUUUACUCCAGGGACUAUUUAUAAGGCUUGUGUACAAUGUGUGAAAUCUUGUCUGUUAUCUUGCAAUCUAGAGAUGUUGUGGUGUCUGAAAGUGGGAAACUCCAGAGUGGGGGGUGGGUGUGGACUGAGGGUUUGUACCUGUGCUUGGAGAGAGGAGAAAAGUGCUGGGAGCCCAGUGGUUCUUCUGAAGGUCCGUGAUCAGCCAUCCCAGCAGCUGUGAAGGUCCUUCCAAUGGGAUUCACUGGCUGUAGGACACAGGGUUAGGGACCUGCAAAGCUGGAGGGAAGUACCUGUAACCAGCAGCUCCUCAUGGGUCUCCUCUAAGUGGUUCUGCAGGGCCUGGGAAUCCCAACAGCAAAUGAAGGGUUGCCUGGAAAAUGAGUUAUUUCAAACCAGAAAUCCUCACCUGGACUCAAGUGGGACAGCCCAGCCCUGAUUCCAAGUAACUCUUCCCAUGGAAAAAGGAGGAGCAGCGGGAGCUCUGUGCUGGUGUCACACCCUGGCUGGGCUGGGCAUGGACUGGACCUGGGCACUCCAGGUUGGGUUAAACCCAAAGGUGUCUCUGAUUUGGGCUCAGGGAAAUCCCCCCUGCCCCAGGGGAAGGGUGGGAAAUGCACUACUGUCCCUGCUGCUCCUGCCUGUAACGUGUGUUCUGAGCCGUUGGGUUUGCUGUGUCUCCAGUGGUUGGAAGAGGAAUGUGAAAUAAACAAACUCUGCAGUUUGUGUCUCC
Molecule: messenger RNA, 2784 nt
Organism: Empidonax traillii (willow flycatcher)
Lineage: Eukaryota; Metazoa; Chordata; Aves; Passeriformes; Tyrannidae
Gene: ACSBG2
Product: acyl-CoA synthetase bubblegum family member 2
Exons: 7
Coding region: 13-1410 (465 amino acids)
Cellular component (GO): endoplasmic reticulum; membrane
Molecular function (GO): long-chain fatty acid-CoA ligase activity
Source: RefSeq, a predicted model, not a curated record